Aspergillus luchuensis is the source of this 3270-nucleotide messenger RNA. RefSeq names its product alpha-mannosidase (gene ams1). Gene Ontology annotation, biological process: mannose metabolic process; oligosaccharide catabolic process. Lineage: Eukaryota; Fungi; Ascomycota; Eurotiomycetes; Eurotiales; Aspergillaceae. Gene Ontology annotation, cellular component: fungal-type vacuole membrane. The record is from RefSeq and is a predicted model, not a curated record. Bases 1 to 3270 code for a protein of 1089 amino acids. The transcript has 4 exons. Gene Ontology annotation, molecular function: alpha-mannosidase activity; carbohydrate binding.
AUGGGUGGAGACGUUCCCCGGCAAGCUCCCAGCGCCCUUCCCCAGACUCCCGCGGGCCCAGUCGGUCAACGCAUCAAGAGCAUCUACACCGACCGUCUCAAGCAAUUCACCGCCACCGGACAGUACGAAGGCCAGAACCUCAUCUCCAAGCUGAACGAGGCCGUCAAUUCCGACGAAGACCAUGUCAAGCUUUCAGUAUACUCCGUCCCUGACCUCCAGCGCCCAACUUUCAAAGAGGCUACCUCCAAUGAAUUUAAACCUACCCACAUCGGAGCAUCGUUCGGACCAAGCUGGUCCACUCAUUGGUUCCGCAUCCGCCUGACGGUCCCGGAGGAUAUGCGCAAGAAGGAACGUCUGGAGUUCCACUGGGAUGCAAACAACGAGGGUCUAGUGUGGUCAGAAGAUGGUCGGCCCCUUCAAGGUCUCACUGGUGGCAACGAGCGUAUCGAGUGGAUCAUCCCCGAUGCCUGGCGGGAUGGGAAGGAACAUACCUUCUACAUCGAGAUGGCCUGCAAUGGCAUGUUUGGAAAUGCGCCUGGGGGUGAUUCCAUCCAGCCGCCUAACCCUGACAAAUACUAUACAUUGCACAAAGCUCAAAUUACGGCCGUCAACCUAGAGGCACGGGCAUUGUUCUACGACUUCUGGAUUAUUGGAGACGCGGCCAGGGAAUUCCCUGGUGAUGGCUGGGAGUCGCAUGAGGCCAACAUGGUCGGCAAUGCUAUCAUUGAUGCGUUCAUUGCUGGGGAAGGCAGCAAUGAAUCAAUCAAGGAGGCACGCAAAAUAGCCCAGAAGUACCUGGGUAGUAAAGUAGAUUCUUCCCAAGUGUACGAGACCGACACGGAACCCAUCGUCUACGCUAUUGGACAUUGCCAUAUCGAUACUUGCUGGUUGUGGCCUUGGGCAGAGACUAAGCGUAAGGUUGCCCGGUCAUGGUCAAACCAGUGUGAUUUGAUGGACAGAUAUCCGGAGCAUCGCUUCGCUUGCUCCCAGGCACAACAGUUCAAGUGGUUGAAGCAAUACUAUCCAUCAGUUUUUGAGCGCGUCAAACAGUGGGUCAAGAAAGGUCACUUCCAACCUAUCGGCGGCAGCUGGGUCGAGCAUGACACCAACAUGCCCAGCGGAGAGUCGCUGGUGAGGCAAUUUCUCUAUGGCCAACGCUUCUUCGAGAGAAACUUCGGUGAACGCUGUACAACUUUCUGGCUUCCGGAUACCUUUGGCUACUCUACGCAGAUACCUCAGAUCUGUCGUUUGGCAGGCAUGAGUCGCUUCCUCACCCAAAAGCUCAGUUGGAACAAUAUCAAUAACUUCCCGCACACCACAUUCCUUUGGGUUGCACUUGAUGGGAGCCAGGUUAUGUGCCACAUGCCACCAGCGGAGACAUACACUGCGAGCGCUCACUUUGGUGACGUGAAGCGUAGCGUGACUCAACACAAGUCAAUGGACAACGACAAUACGUCACUCUUAGUAUUCGGCAAGGGCGAUGGUGGUGGUGGGCCAACCUUUGAACAUCUGGAGAAGCUGCGCCGCUGCCGCGGUCUCAGUGACAAGGUUGGCUUGCUUCCUCGUGUCAAGAUGGGAGAUUCAGUCGAUGAUUUCUUCGCAAAGCUCGAGAAGAAGGUAGAAAAAGGUACCCGCUUCGCCACGUGGUAUGGUGAAUUAUAUUUCGAAUUACAUCGGGGCACGUAUACCACACAGGCCAACAACAAACGGGGAAACCGCAAGUCAGAGUUCUUGCUCAGGGAAAUUGAAUACCUUGCUACUCUCGCCACUCUUGAACAGUCUGCCGACAAGUAUAAGUAUCCCAAGGAGGAAAUUGACGAGAUGUGGGAAGAUGUACUUUUGUGCCAAUUCCAUGACUGCCUUCCCGGUAGCAGCAUCGAGAUGUGCUACGAUGACUCCAGAGAGCUAUACAAGAAGGUUUUCGAAAUUGGCAACAAGGUUCGGAAGGAAGCCCUCCAAGCUCUUGGACUUGGAAGCAGCACCGCGAAGGGUCUCGCCGCAAUCAAUACAUUGCCCUGGCCUCGCUCAGAAGUAGUCAAGGUCCCUGCUAGUUUUACAACUGCGGGUGGCCCUAGGUACGCCAUUGUCAGUGGUGAAAGUGGUCCUAUCAAGUGCCAGCUUCCUACAGCUUCGAGCAGAGCGCCUGCUGUGACUGUUUCCGAGAUCGAGCCCGGUGUUUUCCGUUUACAGAAUGAAAAACUGAGGGUAGAUGUGCACGACGGAGUCAUCACAUCGUUGUACGAUCUGGAGGAAAAGCGCGAAAUCGUUGCCAAGGGCGGAAAGGCUAACCAGCUUGUCAUUUUUGACGAUAAACCACUCUACUGGCAAGCGUGGGACGUUGAGGUCUUCCACCUCGAAUCGAGGAAAGAGUUGCAAUCCGGGAGGACUACUGUCGCUGAAAACGACCCAUAUCGUGUCAGCGUGGUCACUGAGACCCGCAUCAGCGACAAGAGCUGGGUCAAGACGACUAUCAGCCUGGCUGCUGCCGUUGGAGACCAGCCAUCCUAUGUUGAGAUGGAAAGUGAAGUUGAAUGGCGGGAGACUAUGAAGUUCCUCAAGGUCGAAUUCCCUGUCGACAUCACGAACACACAGGCAUCGUACGAGACUCAGUACGGAAUCAUCAAUCGCCCUACUCAUUACAACACCAGCUGGGACAUGGCCAAGUUUGAAGUGUGCUGCCACAAGUGGGCAGAUCUGUCUGAGCACGGCUACGGUGUCUCGAUCCUCAAUGAUUCCAAGUAUGGGUUUGCAACUUGCGGUAACAUGAUGCGCCUCUCCCUGCUUCGUGCCCCGAAGGCACCAGAUGCUCAUGCAGAUAUGGGCCAUCAUCGUAUCCGUUACGCGAUUCUCCCGCACGCAGGACCCCUGGACCAUCGCACGAUCCGCGCAGGGUACAGCUUUAACCAUCCCCUUGCCUUGGAGCCCGUAUCUGGUCAGGAGGCAAGCAAUGCGUUUAAGUCGAUCUUGCUGGACGGUUCCCCGUCACUCGUGUUGGACACAGUGAAGCGCGGUGAAGACGACGAAGACGUGUCUCGUGACGAACUACCAAGGCGUGCCGGGAAGAGCGUCAUCCUUCGCAUCUACGAGUCCCUAGGUGGUAAGAGCCGUGGCACCAUCAAUACCAAGCUUCCUGUCAAGAAGGCAUGGAAGUGCAAUAUCCUUGAGGAUGACGAGACGAGCCUGGUCUUGUCCAAGAGUGAUUCACAGACCACGAGCAUUGAUAUCGAGCUGAGAGCCUUCGAGGUCGCGACAUACAGACUGCAGCUGUAG